AUUUGAUCAUAAAAUUAAAUUAUUUAUGUUUCUUAAAAAAAUUAAAAUCACUCUUUAAAUAAAAAUCCAAAAUUUCUCUCUCAUUAAAUAACCUCCUUUGGGCCCUCAUCUCCAUUUUUCUCUUUCCUUUCCGCCUUUCUCCCCCAAAACACCAAAAAUCACACAACCAACGCUUGUUUUUUUCACCCAAAUUACCAGGAACUACAAAUUCAACAAUUUUAUUUAUUUAUUUUUUGAUUUAGUAGAGAGAGAAAGUAAGUUUGAUGAAACGUGAAUCCCCAGAAAUUCUGUGUAAAAAAAAAAAUUACAGAGAAAAAAAUGGCGAAGAGUGAAGCGAUGGGUGUUUCAGAUGGAGAAGUUUUGAUUGAAAAGGGCAAUAAUAAUAACAACAAUGGUAAUAGAAUCAAAGCCAAAGAACUUAAGAAGGAUUUGCUGACACUAGUUAUGGAAAUUAAUCAAGAAGAAGAUGAUGAUGAUGAAGAAGUUGAGAGAGAAAAUGGAGUAAUUCUGGGUACAAUUGAUAAAGCAAUUCAGGCAUUAACUGCAUUGAAAGAGUUGAAGUUGAAGAAAUCGAAGAAGAAGCGUGCACUUUCUUCUCAGUUUGAUCAGUUGAAUGUUCCUGAUGAAUUUCGUUGCCCCAUUUCUAGAGAAAUUAUGAAGGACCCUGUUGUUUUAUCUACUGGACAGACUUAUGAUCGGCCAUUCAUUCAGAAAUGGUUAAAAGAAGGUAAUAGAACUUGUCCUCAGACCCAACAAGUGCUUUCUCAUAUCGAGCUCACCCCUAACCAUUUAGUCCGAGAGCUGAUAUUACAAUGGUGCAAGGAUCAUGGAAUUGAACUCCCUCCCCCCCUUCAGGAUGUCAAUGAUGGAUUCGUAACUGAUGCUGAUAGAAAUCAUUUGAAUAUGCUUCUGGACAAAAUGUCUUCUACUCUUUCUGAACAAAAGGAAGCUGCAAAAGAGAUCCGUAUGUUGACCAAGCGAAUGCCAUCUUUUCGCUCCUUCUUUGGGGAGUCCACUUAUGCGUUGCCGCAGUUGCUGGGCCCUCUUACAACCGCAGAAAGCCUUGAGGAUCAUCCUGAUCUUCAAGAGGAUCUUAUAACUACUAUAUUGAAUCUUUCUAUACAUGACAGCAAUAAGAAGCUUAUUGCAGAGUUCCCAGCUGUCAUUCCUUUACUGAUUGAAUCUUUGCAAUGUGGGACCAUUGAAACAAGAGCCAAUGCUGCUGCUGCGCUUUUCACAUUGUCUGCACUCGACGAAAACAAGCUUCUUAUUGCUGAACUGGGAGCUUUGAAGCCUUUGAUCGACCUUCUGGAACAAGGGCAUGAAACAGCCAUGAAAGAUGUGACAUCUGCACUCUUUAACCUGUGUAAAAUACGGGAGAACAGGGGUAUAGCUGUACGUGAUGGGGCAGUUAAAGUGAUACUAGAGAAACUCAAGGAGCGGGUGCAUGUCUCUGAGUUAUUGGCUAUCCUUGCUUUUCUGUCAACCCAUCAUUUAGCAAUUGAUGAGCUAGAAAAUCUUGGUUCAGUGGAUUGCCUGCUAAGUAUAAUAAGCGAAAGUUCGUGUGAACCAGAUAGGGAAAACUGCAUUGUGAUUCUGCAUGAUAUCUGUGGAUACAGUCGUUUUGCUCUGAAGGAGGUUCGGGAUGAAGAAAAAGAAAAAGGAAUCAUUUCUAAUCUUGCGGAGAAUGGAACUUCAAGAGCCAGAAGGAAGGCUAAUGGUUUGCUGAAUAAGUUGAGGUUGAACAGACGCAUUAACUACACCCAUACUGCUUGAAGCAUGUUCCAUAAGAGAGUUUUGUACAUAUUGCUGCGUCGUUCAGUCUUUGUAUACAUGUAAAGUUGGAUACUACCUCGGGGGUGAAUUGGCGGUAAGUUCUGUUCCCUACCCUGCCCCCGACUCUUUCAGCAAUGUACAGUACUACUACUAUAGCUACUACUGCAAAGUUUUGGUUUCCAUUUGUUUCAAAUAAGAAUGGUUUGUCUGUGAUCAGAAGGGAGAAAUUCAAUGCUUUUCAGUCAUCAAUUGAAUUAGUUUUUAGCCUUUCUAAGUUCUCUCUGGCAAUAAGCCCGUUGUGGAUAGGACCACCGAAUGUAGUUGUGAUUAUCACAAUUAGCAUUUUGGUAAAUAUAUUUCUGUGGGCCACUAAGUGGGGUGAUUUGCUUGCUAAUUAGCUAUAAAUGAACAGAUUGGAACUCUGCUUGUUGUUUUCAAAGCCAAUCUUUUGCUAGUGUCGGUCGUCCUGCACAUAAUACAUUGAUUGAUUUGCA
This is a messenger RNA of Chenopodium quinoa (quinoa), 2270 nucleotides long. Its product is annotated as U-box domain-containing protein 9-like. Gene Ontology annotation, cellular component: cytoplasm; nucleus. Gene Ontology annotation, biological process: protein ubiquitination. Gene Ontology annotation, molecular function: ubiquitin-protein transferase activity; protein binding. Bases 319 to 1776 code for a protein of 485 amino acids. The transcript is spliced from 2 exons. NCBI's taxonomy places the organism in Eukaryota, Viridiplantae, Streptophyta, Magnoliopsida, Caryophyllales, Amaranthaceae. The record is from RefSeq and is a predicted model, not a curated record.